Molecule: messenger RNA, 1259 nt
Organism: Lathyrus oleraceus (garden pea)
Lineage: Eukaryota; Viridiplantae; Streptophyta; Magnoliopsida; Fabales; Fabaceae
Product: protein MAIN-LIKE 2-like
Exons: 3
Coding region: 312-1259 (315 amino acids)
Biological process (GO): meristem development; meristem maintenance
Source: RefSeq, a predicted model, not a curated record
UUCUCACUACCUCAUCUACAUUUCUCACUACUUCAUCUACAUUACUUCUUUUACAAUUUCAUCUUCAACAAAAUCUUCCAUUUUCAUCUACACCAACUCCCCAACAAUAUGUCUUUACUCACAAUGGGCGAAGCACACAGAGGAACAGUUGCAAACAUCGCGACAUACGUAAGUUUUUUCUUAUACUUCUUUUUUAUGUUUCAUCUCCACCAACCCCAUUUUAUUUUGAAAUACCGACUUAGUCAAGUGUUACAUUAUUUCUAUUAUAGGAUGUCUCAAGGUUUCGCACUCGAGUCCACGAAUUUGUCCCAAUGGACCCGAUGAUUCAACCUUAUGUUGAACUCGCCGGUUUUGGUCACCUUAGCAAAAUUAUGUCUUGGUCUAUAGAUAACAAGUUCAUUCUAGCCUUAUGCGAAAGAUGGAGGCCAGAGACACACACAUUUUGGUUUCCAACCGGUGAGUGUACCGUGGCGUUAGAAGACGUCUACAUGCUUUUAGGACUACGAAUUGAAGGCAAAGCUGUUAAUGGUAAGACCAACUUUCCAAAUUCAAUUUGCAUGGAGCUUUUAAACACUGAUUUGUUAGAUGAUAAUGCUAGGGGACAAGGUAUACUACUUUCACGCCUAAAGUCAUAUUAUAAUAGUUUUUAUUUAGAUGAGCAUUCUACCGAAGAUGCUCGAAUCAUCAAAACUAGGUGUUACAUUAUGUUGUUACUAGGAUCCUUUUUAUUUCCCGAAGGUAGUGGUUCUAGCAUGCAUAUUAUGUACUUACCUUUACUUAGACAUAUAGAUAGAAUAGGUAGUUAUAGUUGGGGAUCCGCAUGUCUAGCCUAUCUCUAUAGUUCUUUGUGCAAAAACUCCCACAAAGAUACUUCUACAUUUUCUGGAUGUGCUGUUUUGCUACAAGCAUGGGGAUGGUCAAGACUACCGUCUCUAGCACCGGUCAAUAACAACCCCUUCACUUUUCCAUAUGCAAAAAAAUGGUCGGCACGCGGUAUGAAUUACAAAAGAUGUCCGAGACACUGUAUUACUCAAUAUCGCAACCUGUUGGAUCACCUUCGACCGGCAGACUUCAUUUGGCGUCCAUACCUUAAUAUGGAUCAUGAGCAUCAGAUCAACCCUGAAGACGCAGCCGUAUGGACAACAUGCACACCGAUAAUACGGUUCACAACAGUGGAGCUGCACAAUACCGAUCGUGUGAAGCUGCAGUUUGGUAUGGUCCAGAAUAUCCCAGAUCCCCCAGCUAGCCUAGGAGAAUGA